GGUGCCGAAACUCUGACAAACUCUGACCCGGGGCUUCCUGACAUGAAACAGUUUUCAUACCUGUGGUAUUUUAUCAACAUUUAAAGUGUUAUUUAUUUAUUUAUUUUUAAAGAUGUGGACCUUCCUGGGAGUUGCAACUUUCACUUAUUUGUAUAAGAAGUCCAGCGUGGUUCUGGCUCUGACCCACACGGAGCUGGUUCUGGUUGCGGUCCUGUUCCUCGGAGCGGGUCUGCUGCUGUCAUACCUCAGCUUUUACCGCGGCUACAGACACUUUGUGUCUCAUGUUAUUAAUUUACCUUUAAACGUUUUGUCUUUUGUACCUUUUUUGAACCAUUUACUUCCCCAAACUGCAACACGGAACGGCAAGAAAACACAGAACUUAAAAAGGAAUAAAAGAACAAGAAGCAGAGUGGGAACAGUGACCUCAKCCUCUGAGGGGCCCCUGAGCUCCUCUGUGGCCCCGGAGCCAGAUGUGGUGAUCGUCGGGGCGGGGGUCCUGGGCUCAGCCAUGGCAGCUGUCCUGGCCAGGGAUGGCAGGAGGGUAACAGUGGUGGAGAGGGACCUGAGGGAGCCUGACAGGAUAGUCGGGGAGCUGCUGCAGCCUGGGGGGUACAGAGCCCUCAGAGAGCUGGGACUGGAAGGUUCAGUGGAGGGUCUGGAUGCUCAUCAGGUGAACGGAUACGUGAUCCACGACCUGGACAGCCUUGAAAAGGUGGAGAUCCCGUACCCGCAGGAGAAGGGAAGUGUUCAGUGUGGRUUUGCCUUCCAUCAUGGACGAUUCAUUACAGGCCUGAGGAGAGCGGCCAGAGCUGAGCCAAAUGUCACAUUCGUAGAAGGCACCGUGAUCAGUCUGCAGGAGGAGGACGGCUGUGUGACCGGAGUCCAGUACAAAGAUAAAGAAACUGGAGGCAUCAAGCUGGUCCACGCUGCUCUGACUGUGGUGGCUGACGGCUGCUUCUCCAAAUUCAGGAAGACUCUGGUCCCUGGGAAAGCUCGCAUCUCCUCRCAUUUUGUUGGAUUCCUCAUGAAGAACUGUCCACAGUUUAAGGCCAACCACGCUGAGCUGGUUCUGGCCAACCCCAGCCCGGUGCUCAUCUACCAGAUCUCCUCCUCUGAAACCAGGGUCCUCGUCGACGUCAGAGGGGAGAUGCCUCGUAAUCUUUCAGAGUACCUGGCUGAGAAAAUUUACCCACAGAUGCCAGAGCAUAUCAAGGAACCSUUCAUGGAGGCGAUACAGAACGAUCGUCUCAGGUCCAUGCCUGCCAGCUUCCUGCCUCCGUCCCCGGUCAACAAGCCAGGUGUGCUGCUGCUGGGCGAUGCGUACAACAUGAGGCAUCCUCUGACAGGAGGAGGGAUGAGUGUCGCUCUGAAUGACAUUUGCAUCUGGAGAAAUUUACUCCGGAACAUUCCAGAUCUGUGCGACGACACAACUUUGAUCCAGGCAAAGAAAAAAUUCCACUGGGAACGCAAGUCAUCACAUUCUUUUGUGGUGAAUGUGUUGGCCCAGGCUCUGUACGAGCUGUUUUCAGCAUCUGACGAUUAUCUUCAUGAGCUCAGAACAGCCUGCUUCCAGUACUUUAAGCUGGGAGGACAGUGUGUCACCGGGCCAGUCGGACUCCUCUCAGUGCUGACACCUAAACCCAUGACUCUGAUCGGACACUUCUUUGCCGUGGCGCUGUACGCAAUCUACUUCAAAUUCAAGUCCGAGUCCUGGAGCACCAAACCCAGAGCUCUGUAUAAAAGUGGAGCCAUCUUGUACCGGGCCUGCCGGGUCAUUUUCCCGCUYGUUUACUCUGAACUCAAAUACCUGGUGUACUAGGUGGCGCCACASCUGGGAGUAAAAAAACUAAACGGGGCAGGAUCCUAGCAGGAAAUGAAAUAUUUCCACCAACAUGUUGAUGCUGAGGACUGCAGCUCUGAUGGCUCUUCUCAGAUCACUGUUUUCAGCAGCAUCGUUCAUGAACUGUAAAACAUGACUGGACAUGUUUUMAUAUGGACAAACGGUGCCUUUUUCUGCUAAAUGUUUGGAUUAGAAAUCAGCUGGAACAGUUUUACAUCUCUGUUUAUUUUACUGCACAAAUUUAGGAUUUUGUGUUGAGGAAAGCCUAAUUUUAAAUUUAAAGCUGAGACGUGUUUUUUCAAUACUGUAUUGUUUUUAAAGGUAAAUAUUCAGGGUAAUAAGAAUUCUUUUUUGCUGAGCAAAAUAUGUGCAUUACUGUUUAUGAAAAAAAUUUUUUUUGUGUGUGUUCUUUAAAGCAUUUUGUCKUUAUCCUGCUGUUUGUCAGUUGAUGCAGUGAGUUCUUUAUGAGGAACAGAAAGCCUCUGGAUUAAUCCACAGGUGGUUUUUUUUCUGUUCUGGUAUUUACCUGCGGUGACACUGAUGAACAGUUCAAAUAAACCAAGGUUUUAUGAAACUAA
Molecule: messenger RNA, 2418 nt
Organism: Austrofundulus limnaeus
Lineage: Eukaryota; Metazoa; Chordata; Actinopteri; Cyprinodontiformes; Rivulidae
Gene: sqlea
Product: squalene epoxidase a
Exons: 11
Coding region: 113-1819 (568 amino acids)
Biological process (GO): sterol biosynthetic process; cholesterol metabolic process
Cellular component (GO): membrane; endoplasmic reticulum
Molecular function (GO): flavin adenine dinucleotide binding; squalene monooxygenase activity
Source: RefSeq, a predicted model, not a curated record